Molecule: messenger RNA, 2621 nt
Organism: Anguilla anguilla (European eel)
Lineage: Eukaryota; Metazoa; Chordata; Actinopteri; Anguilliformes; Anguillidae
Gene: fech
Product: ferrochelatase
Exons: 11
Coding region: 195-1457 (420 amino acids)
Biological process (GO): heme biosynthetic process
Molecular function (GO): protoporphyrin ferrochelatase activity
Source: RefSeq, a predicted model, not a curated record
GGAGGGAUCCCAUCAUCCACCGGCGUGACAUUGGCAGUGAGCGCUCUGUUCAUGUCUCAGGAAUUGAGGAAAAGCAGCAUUCUCCUGUCUUUAGGAGGAUAUUGGAAAACGGUAGUUACGGGCAAAUAUUACCUGGAACUCAAUUCAGUCAGUUUUUCAGUCGAGGAGGACCACUUUGCCUAAGCACAGUCAUCAUGGCAGGCUUGGGGAGCGCAAGACGUAUGUUCCAAUUGGGUAUUUCCCCUCCUUUCUUUUCCGUAGUUGCCCGGACCAGUACUCCCACCAUUCUUUGUGUCAAUGGUUCAUUCAGAUGGCAGUCCACGGCCGCUGCUGCAGCCAUUGCAAAACCAGAACCAGCCCCUCAUUUUCAGGAAAGCAGAAAACCUAAGACCGGAAUUUUGAUGCUGAACAUGGGUGGACCGGAGAAGCUGGAUGAUGUUCAUGACUUUCUGUUUCGCCUUUUCAUGGACACGGAUUUAAUGACGCUUCCGGUGCAAAAUAAACUGGGACCUUUCAUUGCCAAGCGACGCACCCCUAAGAUUCAGGAGCAGUACAGCAGGAUUGGGGGCGGCUCCCCCAUUAAAAAGUGGACCACGGUGCAGGGGGAGGGCAUGGUGAAGCUGCUGGACGAGAUGUGCCCGGACACAGCUCCACACAAGUUCUACAUUGGGUUCCGGUACGUUGACCCGCUGACUGAGGCGGCCAUUGAGACGAUGGAGAAGGACGGGGUGGAGAGGGCGGUGGCUUUCACUCAGUACCCCCAGUACAGCUGCUCCACCACAGGGAGCAGUCUGAACGCCAUCUACCGGUACUACAGCAACAGAAGGGAGCGGCCCAAAAUGCGCUGGAGCGUGAUUGACAGAUGGCCCACACACCCACUCCUCGUCGAGUGCUUCGCCCAGCACAUCCUUAACGAGCUGGAGAAGUUCCCCGCAGACAAGAGGGACGACGUGGUCAUCCUGUUUUCGGCGCAUUCGCUCCCCAUGUCUGUGGUGAAUCGAGGUGACCCUUACCCCCAAGAGGUUGGAGCCACGGUACAAAGGGUCAUGGAGAGGCUGCAGCACUGUAACCCGUACCGGCUCGUCUGGCAGUCCAAGGUGGGUCCCAUGCCCUGGCUCGGCCCGCAGACGGACGAGGUCAUCAAGGGGCUGUGCCAGCGGGGCAAGAAGAACCUGCUGCUGGUGCCCAUCGCCUUCACCAGCGACCACAUCGAGACGCUGCACGAGCUGGACAUCGAGUACUCCCAGGUGCUGGGGGAGGAGUGCGGUGUGGAGAAUAUCCGCAGGGCAGAAUCCCUGAACGGUAACCCCCUGUUCUUCAAGGCGCUCGCCGACCUGGUUCGGUCUCAUCUGAGAUCCAACGAGCUGUGCUCCAGGCAGCUGACCCUGCGCUGCCCCCUGUGUGUGAACCCCACCUGCGGCCAGACCAAGGCCUUCUUCUCCAGCCAGAAGCUCUGACCCAAACCCCCAACACCCCCAGACCCCCCCGACUGCAAAGGAAAAAGGACAUGCCCCAGAGUUAACACAACAGCACCAGGAAACUUGUUGGAAAGGACAAGCUGCACAGUCUCCCCUCAUCCCUCCCAAAGUUAAAGAAAUAAACAACGUGCUUUUCUCAGUUUUAACAGCACUAACAUUCCAGUGCAUCUUGGGAAACCGCAUUCCUCCUUUGUUGAAUAGGAUUUUAAAAAGUAACCCCUUUCUGCUAGCAGAAUCAUCUGGUCAUUUCCCCUUUCACUCUACGGAUUCCCCUUCAGAGAGCUGUGAAUGAGGCCCCCAGCAGAGCGGGCUCAUCCGGGCUCUGUGUCUCUCUGCUGCUCCCUGCUGUUUCUCUGGGGAACUCACACGCAUACAUGCUGUCAGAAGGAGAUCUUCUUGCAGACAGGAGGAUCUCACCGGCCACAGUGACCCUCUGUCUGUGUGGGCAGACAAGGCAGCGGCUGUCCCAGAUGAACUGUGUGUUUAUGGGAAAAGGACGUCCCUCUGCUGGAAGUGGGUUCAGGUGGAGAUGCUGGGCCGAUUCUGACUCUGCUCUCAUUCCUGCCCGGGCCCGUUAGCGCUAGCUUUACGCCAUCGCACAACAGCAUGCGCACAGCCACUCCGAAGGACAGACAGACAGACGGACAGAGCGCUGCGGCCUCCAGGACCAGUGACACCCUUACCUGUGUGCACGGACAGACAGACAGACAGACAGACGAACCCCUCAGUGUCGCUCACUGUUGUUUAUUCCCUGAGCAAACCUGAAAAGAACACACCUAACCAUGUGCCUUCACGCUCCCCUCGCCAAGGCAUAGCUGCCACAUGACCGCGUAACGCACAUAACCUGUUACCACCGUAGGCAGAUGGGAGAGAGAGAACGUGCUUACUGAGCUCUGUUCAUUUCUUUUCCACGUCAUACCCGUGUGCACAUUUCUUUUUUUUAAUACUGCUGUUGAACAUUCACAAGUAGUUGAGCUUAACUUAUUUUAUUUAUAUUUUAAAAUGAGCCAUUUAUACAUGUUAAUUUUGUUUACUCUAAAGAACCUUAACGAGUGCUUCCCAAAGUCUUCUUUCUUUGCAUAAAAACAGACCGCAUCAGCAACUUAAUGUGAGUUAAUACAGUAAAGUGCAUUCUCACCUUCA